AUGUCUGAAUUUGAUCAAAGCAAGGCCUACGCCGAGCAGGAGGAAGUCUUCUUUGACGACGGCCGUGAACUCGAGCUCCUGCACUUUGUCUAUGGCAAGCCAGAUAUCGAGGAGAUUCGCGGCAAUCCUCAGAAGGUCCUGGCUGCCAUUGAUGAGUUCGCCAGGACGAAGAAGUACCUCAUGAACGUGGGAGAAGACAAGGGCAAGAUUGUUACCGAAUUGAUCUCGGAGGUCAAGCCAGAGACUAUGGUUGAGUUGGGAGGCUACAUUGGUUACUCCUGCGUUCUCUACGCCGACGCUGUCCGCAAGGCUGGUGGCAAGCGUUACUUCAGUCUCGAAAGAGAUCCCGUCUUUGGUGCAGUCAUUUCCUCGCUGGUCGACUUGGCUGGUCUAGGUGAUUUCGUCAAGGUCAUUAUUGGCUCUAGCGCUGUCUCAAUCAAGAGAAUGCACACCGAGGGUACCCUCAAACACAUCGAUAUGAUGUUCCUCGACCACUACAAGCCCGCCUACAAGACCGAUCUGAAGCUUUGUGAAGAACUCAAGCUUGUAACUCCUGGAACCGUGCUGGCCGCCGAUAACGUCAUCAAGCCCGGCAACCCACCAUACCUCGAGUACGUUCGCAGCAGUGUUGCUGAGAAGCGCAAGGCUGCCGAGCAGUCUUCGGACGAGAGCAACCCAGAUGCUAGAUUCGCCGACAGAACUGCCAAACAGUAUGCGAACAGACAGUCAGAGGAGAAGCUGCAACAGUCCAGAGGCAACCCCAACCUGAUCUAUGAGAGCAAGCUCAUCAACAGCUACGAGCCCUCAGGCACCAUGCUUACUGCUGAGUCGUCGCGCUUUGCGCAUGCACUGCAGAACGUGAAGCUGCUUGCUCUGAGCUUCUUUUUUCUCCCACUCGAUACCUUCAUCCUUUUCUUCAGCUAUGCGGUUCGCAUCCUUGUCGCCUUUCCAGCGACUUCGCACCGCGCCCGAGUGCGGUCUACCUACACGCGCUACUUCGAGCCCCGCACAGUGUUAGUGACUGGUGUAGGCAUGACGAAAGGCCUUGUCCUCGCUCGCCUAUUCUUUAUCGCUGGUCACAACGUUAUUGGGGCGGAUUUCGAGCCGCCAUUCUUGCCAAUCACUUGCGGGCACGUGUCACGCUCGAUAAAGGCUUUCCACCGUCUUGCGAAGCCUGAUGGCACCAGAGAAGGCUCAUCCAGAUAUUGCCAAAGUAUUCUGGACAUCGUCCGGAAGGAAAAGGUCGACCUGUGGGUCAGCUGUUCUGGUGUAGCGAGUGCUGUUGAGGAUGGACAGGCCAAGGAGAUGGUCGAACUGCUCACAAAGUGUAAGGCAGUGCAGUACAAUGUAGCUACGACACAGAAGCUGCACGAAAAGCACUCUUUCACCGAAUACACCAAAUCUCUUGGACUCACAGUCCCCGAGACUCAUACCAUUACAUCCAAGACCGCUGCUUUGAGGGUCCUAGAAGAUGUGCGACCCUCAGGCAAGAAGUUCAUCAUGAAGUUCAUUGGAACGGACGAUUCCGUCCGAGGUGACAUGACUCUGCUGCCAUUCGAUUCGGUCUCUGCGACAAAGGCACACAUCUCCCGCCUUCAGAUCUCAGAGAGCCGUCCCUGGAUUCUGCAACAAUUCAUUGAUGGCCCUGAGUACUGCACUCAUGCUUUGGUGGUUCGUGGUGAAGUCAAGGCUUUCACCGCUUGUCCUUCUGCCGAGCUCUUGAUGCAUUACGAAGCACUUUCUCCAGAUUCUUCACUUAGCCGUAGUAUGCUGCGCUUCACACAAGAGUAUGCGGCAAGCGACCCCGAGAACUUCACAGGCCAUCUCUCUUUCGACUUCUUGGUGGAUCGAAAAGAUGCUGAGCGUGCACAGAGAGAUCCUAACAUGGUGGUCACGCUCUAUCCCAUUGAAUGUAAUCCUCGUGCACAUACCGCAGUCGCUCUGUUCAACAAUACACCAGAGAUGAUCGAGAAGGGCUACAUGUCUCUUCUCGAAGAGCCUUCUACCCCUAGUAAGGAAGGCACCAAUGGAGCUUCCCCCACGCCACCCGUAUACCCUCACAACCCUGGAAAGUACUACUGGAUUGGUCACGACCUGGCGACCUUCGUGAUUCUGCCUGCUCUCUCGCUCUUGAAACUGCAUGGUAACAGUUUUGUCGAGGCUUUCGAACACUUUGGCACUUUUCUUGAACAUCUAUUCUUUUGGAAAGACGGCACCUACGAGAUCUGGGACCCGCUCCCAGCUUGGUGGCUUUAUCACGUCUACUGGCCGUUCCAGUUUGCUAAGAGCUUGGUCACGGGCUUCAAGUGGAGUCGCAUCAACGUCAGCACCACAAAGAUGUUCGGCUGUUGA
Aureobasidium melanogenum CBS 110374 is the source of this 2352-nucleotide messenger RNA. RefSeq names its product putative O-methyltransferase. NCBI's taxonomy places the organism in Eukaryota, Fungi, Ascomycota, Dothideomycetes, Dothideales, Saccotheciaceae. The transcript has 3 exons. Gene Ontology annotation, molecular function: ATP binding; O-methyltransferase activity; metal ion binding. The record is from RefSeq and is a predicted model, not a curated record. The coding region runs from base 1 to 2352 and encodes 783 amino acids.